AUGAAGGUCACGAACGAAGGGUUCGCUUCGGCCCAUAAACACUUUAAAAAUAGGGAUCAAAAUUUUUUUGAUACUCUAAUCAAUAUUGGUCGGACAAUGGCAAGUUUCAUUGUACUCAGUGUUCUAAUCAUUGCAAUGAUGGUCAUGGGAAAUGAGUUUUCUGGUAUAUCUGAUGCUGAAAUAGAUCAACUUUUGAAGAAAUUGAAUAAACCAGCUCUUAAAUCCAUCAAGAGUCCAGAUGGAGAUAUCAUAGAUUGUGUUCAUAUGAAGAAUCAUCCAAUUUAUGAUCAUCCUUUAUUCAAAAACCACACCAUUCAGAUGAGACCAAGUUCUUAUCCAGAAGGAUGGGCAAAUGAAUUAUCAGACACCAAGAAACAAAGUAUGGUGGCUCAACUCUGGACAAUCAAUGGAAAAUGUCCAAAAAACAGUAUUCCAAUUAGAAGAACAAAAAGAGAAGAUAUUUUACGAGCAAAAUCAAUCGAAAUAUUUGGAAAAAAGGAUCCCAACAGCAUUCCUCAACUUAAAAAGGAAAAUUCACCUGGUAACAGAUCCACACAUGAGUAUGCCAUACUUGAAGUAAAAGUCAAUUCUCCUCGACAAAAGUUUCAUGGAGCCAAAGCGGGUAUAAAUGUGUGGAAACCUUAUGUACAAACGCCAAGAGAAUUUAGCCUAGCACAAAUGUGGGUUCUUGCUGGUACUCCUACAACACUUAACAGCAUUGAAGCUGGUUGGCAGGUGUACCAGAAUUAUUAUGGUGAUGACUACCCUCGAUACUUUGCUUACUGGACGGCUGAUGGAUACAACCGCACUGGCUGCUAUAAUCUAAGGUGCCCAGGCUUUGUUCCCGUUAGCCAAGUAGUUGCCUUAGGUGCAGCUGUUCCUCGAGUUUCCAUUUUGGAUGGUGAACAAGAUGUAUUUCUCACAACUAUAUGGAAGGAUUCUCACACUGGAAAUUGGUGGUUAAAAUUUGGUUCAAAUAUUAUUGGAUAUUGGCCUUCCUCAUUGUUCAAUCGUCUACAAACUGGUGCGACCAGAGUCCAAUGGGGAGGAGAAAUAACAAAUUAUAAAGAGGGUUCACAACACACCACAACCAAUAUGGGGAGUGGCCAAUUUGCAGAACAAGGAUUUAAAAAAGCUAGUUAUUUCAGAAAUCUUGAGAUUCUUGAUGAGAAUGAUAUAACGAAACCACCUACCAAUCCUUCUCCAAUAAUGACCGCAGCUAAUUGCUACAAUAUCAGGCCGGGUAUUCAUCCUCGCGAUGGGGUUUUCUUUUUUUAUGGUGGCCCUGGCCGAAAUCCAAAUUGUAUUUGAUUAAUCCAAGUUGUAAGCAUCUCGCAAUAUACAACCAUCAUAAUAAUAUAUAUGUGGUGGUCUCAAUAAGU
Eutrema salsugineum is the source of this 1382-nucleotide messenger RNA. RefSeq lists its product as uncharacterized. The record is from RefSeq and is a predicted model, not a curated record. The transcript is spliced from 8 exons. Bases 1 to 1311 code for a protein of 436 amino acids. Lineage: Eukaryota; Viridiplantae; Streptophyta; Magnoliopsida; Brassicales; Brassicaceae.